Conger conger (European conger) is the source of this 3916-nucleotide messenger RNA. RefSeq names its product aftiphilin a (gene aftpha). Gene Ontology annotation, molecular function: clathrin binding. The record is from RefSeq and is a predicted model, not a curated record. Gene Ontology annotation, cellular component: AP-1 adaptor complex; trans-Golgi network membrane. Gene Ontology annotation, biological process: intracellular transport. Bases 41 to 2662 code for a protein of 873 amino acids. NCBI's taxonomy places the organism in Eukaryota, Metazoa, Chordata, Actinopteri, Anguilliformes, Congridae. The transcript has 9 exons.
CCCACCCCCCCCACCCCCCCGGAGACCCCGCCGCGGGGCGAUGGAGCCCGAAGUGAUCCGCAUGUACUCCUCCUCCCCGCCCCCGCUGGACGACGGGGCGGAGGACGAUGACGACGACUUCGGCGACUUCGGGGCCUUCGCCGGCGUGCCCGCCAGCGUCAGCUUCACCGAGUUCGACACCCAGGCCGUGUUCGGGCAGGCGCAGACGGCCACCGCGGCCGACACCUCGCCCCCCGGCCCGUUCGCCGAGCCCGCGCCGCCCCCCGCCCUCUCGGCCUCCGGCCACCAGGGGGCGGACUCGAGCGCGGGCCCCCGGGCCCCUGUGAAAACCGUCAGUGCCGAGGAACUGAGAAAGCCGCUCGACCAGAACCGCUUGAACUCGUCCGAGCCCGACCCGCCGGGCGGCCGGACCAAGGCGGAGAACCACAGCUGCAACGGGGGCUUCGCCGUGGGAGAGGUCCUCACGAACGGGUUCGGCACCUUCGACGGCGAGGACCCGAGCUCCCCCUGUCCCCCGCUCGAGCGCCCCGCAAACAAAGGGACCGCCGCCCCCGCCCCGGACUCCCCGCCCAACACCGAGGACGAAUUCGACGACUUUUCCGCCUUCGGUGGCGAGGCGUCGGAGCGGGUGACCGAGUCGGACACGAGAGAGGGCGGGGAGCGGGAGGGGUCGGACGGAGGGAAGCGAUUGGCCGACGGUGACGUCGACGGGCGGUUGUCAGGCCCGGGUCGGGCGGAGUCGUGCGCGGAGGAGAACGGAGUCAGGGACUCUCGGUCGACGCCGCCCGUGACCUCUGACCUCCCCGCUGUCGCCGUGGAGACCCUGAUGAACGGGGACGGGGGCUCCGUCACAGAUGAGGAGACGGAGCGGAGGGAUGCGCACUCCUGCAGCGCUCUCCCGGAACCCGCGGGGGGAGCGGGCCAGAGCGGGGCCACGGCCGUCCAGAACGGCGAGAGGCAGGAGGAGGAGGAGGAGGAGGAGGAGGACCAGUCGGACGGGUGCGCGGGGGCGGGGGCUGAUGACGGAGGGGCGGGCGGGGGCGGGAAGGGGGCGGGCGGGGGCGGGAAGGGGGCGGAGGAGACCGAGGUGGGGGUGUCGGUGUCGGUGAGCGAGAGCUUCGCGUCGUUCUGCCAGGCCGGGACCCCCGACGGGGAGCCUGAUUUCGGGGACUUCAGCAUGCCGGGAACGGCCCCUUCGGCGUGUCCGGAGGAGGAGACGCUCACGCCCGCGGACCCCAGCUGUCCCACCGAGGAGGAAGAAGAGGAGGAGGAGGAGGAGGAGGAUUUCGGCGACUUCGGCGACGCCGGCUCGUUUAGCGGCCCCGGUUUCGCCGACUUCGACCGGACUGAGUCCGAGCUUCCCGCCCAGUUGGCGGAUUCGCCGAAGGACUCCGGGGACGACGGGGGCGAUUUUGGGGACUUCGGCACGCCUCAGGAGGAGGGGGGGGAGUGCGAGGGAAAGGCCGGCGGGGGGGCGGGUGAGGAGGAGGAGGAGGAGGAGGAAGGGUUUGCAGAUUUUCCCGGCAGCGACAGCUUCGCGGAUUUCAGCUCGGCGCCCGGGGACGCCGGCCCGGAUUCGGGUUCUGGGUGGAGCGCCUUCGAGGACCAGGACCAGGACCAGGGCACGGGCGACACCUCGGCCUCCUCUUGGGCCACGUUCGGGGAGCAGCAGAGCGCCACAGGUUCCGAGGACCAGCAACGACUUCAGGACAGCCCUCCUGUCACAGCGCCCCCUUCUGGGGGCUCCCAGACCUGCAGGAGAGACAGCCAGUCGGUGUCCCUGUCCGACCGUCUGGAGCGGCUGUUCCUCCUCUCGUUCCCUGGCGCGCCCGCCCCGGAGUGGGGGGAGGAGGUGCUGACACUGGGGGUCCUCCUGGAGCCCGCGAGGAGGGGGGAGGGGGAGGAGGAGGGGGAGGAGGAGGACACCCCCGCGCCACACGAGGACCUGGGCAGAGUCUGGCGGCAGCUGCUGGAGAUCCAUGAUGCACUGGGGCUGCGGUACCAGUGGGGCGGUUCCCAUAGCAACAAGGCCCUGCUCUGCUCCCUGGGCAUCGACACCCGGAACAUUCUGUUCACGGGGCAGAAGAAACAGCCGGUGAUCGUGCCCAUGUACGCAGCAAGCCUGGGAAUGCUGGAGCCCACUAAAGAGCCGGUAAAACCCGUCUCUGCCGCGGAGAAGAUCGCCUCCAUCGCACAAGCGCCGCCCGUUUCCCCGGAGACCAGCCCGUGUUCGCCCGACCCCAGCCAGGAGGCGCUCCCUCCCGUCCAGUUCGACUGGAGCAGCAGUGGCCUUACGAACCCUCUCGACGCCAGCGGAGGGUCCUGUUUGCUCAACCUUGACUUCUUUGGACCGGUGGACGACUCUAGCUCUAGCAGCGCCACCUCUAUCCCAGGUGUGGACCCGGAGCUCUACGAGCUGACCACGGCCAAGAUGGACACCAGCAACACCGGCAGCCGCAUCGCCGACGCCUUCGCCCGGCUCAUGUCCACCGUGGACAAGACCAGCACCUCCACCAGGAAGCCCAGGAAAGAGGAGAAUCUGAGCGCGGAGGCGGUGAAGGUGAUCUCUGGCCUGCCGGACCUCUCCUUCAUGCAGGCGAAGGUUCUGAUGUUCCCAGCCACGCUGACGCCACUGGGAUGCUCCGCCCCCUCACCUGACUGACACCCUGGCCCCGCCCACUGCCCCCCACCCCCACCCCUCCACCUCUUCAAUCACUUUUAUCACUCUUUAUUUUCCCUGUCUGAUUCUGUUCUUUUUUUUUUUUUUUUAAGUAUAAUAUUAUUUUAAUGAAGUUUUUCCAUUCACCCACUAUCCUCUCAAUGAAGAAGUGUAGGGCAGGCACCCGCGAUGCAUCUGUCUGUCUCUGUCCGUCAACGAGCUCCGCAGAUGGUGUAAUAACAGUGAAUAUGAAAAAUAAAAGCAUAUAUUUAUUUAUAGACCGAAGUCCUAUGAAGUAAGUCUUGUUUAUAAUAGGGGAAUUAAUCUGUAAAUAAUCAGGGAUGAGUUUCAGUUCUUUUCUUUUCUUUUUCUGGAAGAUUGUUACUUUUUUUCCUGUGCUGGGGUUGUUAGUGUUCGUCGUUGUGAGAUAAUACUGGUUAAAGUCUUUGCAAGGCACGAGUACAAAAAGUGAAUUUGAAAAAUCUAUAAAUAUCUACGACAACUUGAAACCACACUGCCUGCAAAAUCCAGCGGAAUGUUUCGUGUCGUGUUUAAUUGCCUUAGUUUUAAAUUUCUCGUUUGUUUUACUCCGUAGAUUUUACCCUAAACUUUAUUUCUUCAUUCGUACAAGUUCCAUCUCUAUUGUGUAUUAUUUUUGUUCGUCUGAUUGUGGGUUUGAUACGUAAGUAAAGACUACUCAACCUGUGGCUCUACAAAUGCCAGUUCGGCACAGACAAAUGUUUUUUGUUUUAUUCUUGUUUUCUUUUGGGAGGGAGGGAAUUACUACAGUUGAAACCACUGACAUAGAGUACUUUAGAAGUGUUUACCUUUGAAGGAGCUUAAGACGGUGAUAAUCAACACGAAUCACAAGGAAUUGAGGGACCAAUAUCCGCUUCCAUGUUUCCCGUUAUUUCGACGUUACGAGUGCUUCUGCUCCGCUUGCGGUCGACGUUUUGUUUUGUUUUUGUUUUUUUGUUUCCCCCCCACGUCUCUUCUGUUUUACCACUGUAACCUGUUUUAAGGAGGAUUUUGCACAUUGUAAAGAUGAAGUGGGUGUAAUCAUAGUUCGCUGUGGCUUCAGACUGUGUACAGAAACUAUGGGCUGUAAAAUGUACGGGGAAAUUCCUAUGGAAACAGACAAUAGACUUGAAGAGCCUGUAAAAAGGUUAAUAUGCAUGCCCUGGUUCUUUUCAGACUUUAGUGUGUAAAUUUACUUUUAGUGUACACAAGAAAUUAAAAUAAUUUAAGAGAAAAACA